Molecule: messenger RNA, 5035 nt
Organism: Notechis scutatus (mainland tiger snake)
Lineage: Eukaryota; Metazoa; Chordata; Lepidosauria; Squamata; Elapidae
Gene: CTTNBP2NL
Product: CTTNBP2 N-terminal like
Biological process (GO): protein dephosphorylation
Cellular component (GO): actin cytoskeleton
Molecular function (GO): protein phosphatase 2A binding
Source: RefSeq, a predicted model, not a curated record
GGGAGACGUCAAUCUUGGAGCGCUCCAGAAGGCUGGAUGGAGAGUGGGGCCGAGUGGGGACUUUGGCUUUGGCUGCGACGAAGGCGGUGGCGGCGAGGACGGCGGCUGCGGGCGUUUGGCCGAGUUCCUGAUAUUCAAGAUGAAUCUCGAAAAACUCAACAAAGCUGAAUUACUGACACUUUUUAGUAUCCUUGAAGGUGAAUUAGAAGCCAGAGAUCUUGUUAUAGAAGCUUUAAAGGCCCAACAUAGAGAUGCUUUUAUUGAAGAACGUUAUGGAAAAUACAACAUCAGUGAUCCAUUGAUGGCUCUUCAGAGAGAUUUUGAAGCACUGAAGGAAGAAAAUUAUGGUGAAAAGCAACCUGUUUGUGCCAAUCCUUUAUCCAUCUUGAAGGUAGUAAUGAAACAUUGCAAGAAUAUGCAGGAAAAAAUGUUGUCUCAACUGGCUGCUGCAGAGAGUAGACACAGAAAGGUAAUUCUGGAUCUUGAAGAAGAAAGGCAACGACACGCCCAAGAUACUGCUGAAGGCGAUGAUGUCACUUAUAUGCUGGAAAAAGAACGAGAACGGCUCACACAACAGUUGGAAUUUGAAAAAUCUCAGGUGAAGAAGUUCGAGAGGGAACAAAAAAAGUUGGCUAGUCAACUGGAGGAGGAGCGUGCACACCACAAGCAACUUUCUUCUAUGCUUGUGUUGGAAUGUAAGAAGGCCACAACUAAAGCUACAGAGGAAGGGCAAAAGCUUGGAGAGUUAAAUAUGAAGUUGGAAAAGGAAAGAAGCAAAGUAAACCAGUUAGAGGAGGAGCUAGCAGCCAAGAAGAAAAGAGGCUUGCAAAUGGAAGCACAAGUUGAAAAACAGUUAUCUGAGUUUGACAUUGAACGAGAGCAGUUGAAAGCCAAACUUAACCGGGAAGAAAACCGCACUAAAGUCCUAAAAGAAGAAAUAGAGGAUCUGAGAAAAACAUUACAACAAGUAGAAACUUCUUUGAAAACUGCCAGCAACAAAGUUGAGAGCACUUCCCCAUAUGUCUCAAUGGUGUCCACAGCAACUGUUACAGAAACCUCCUUAGGUAGGUCAGUGGCUUCUCAGACUAGUAAUCACUUGACAGAAAACAUGAACCAAGAGUCUUCAGUCAAAUUGGCACACACGUUACCACUGGCCGCAGCUCUCCAUCCCUAUGCCAAGGCAAACGGACAUUGUGACGCUGAUACACUAGCAGAUAUUGAGGCUUCUCAACCUGCAGUAGAGAAUCUACACAAGGGCAAGUCUGUUGGGCCAGCUGCUGAGAAUACUGCAGAAAGUAGCAUCUCCCCAGUAAGAACAGAGUCUCUUUCUACUUCAGUGCCACCACUCCCUUCCAAUGGAAUUUCCUUGUCUCCCAGCAAUACUGCUGCUUCUUCUCUGACAUCUUCGCCAUGCUCCUCCCCAGUCAUGACUAAGCGUCUACUGGGAACAUCAACCAGCAACCCAAGCUACCAAUCUUCCUACCAAGUGGGAAUCAAUCAGCGCUUCCAUGCUGCUCGUCACAAAUUCCAGUCUCAGGCAGAUCAAGAUCAUCAAUCAAGUGGUCUCCAAAGUCCACCAUCCAGAGAUUUGUCACCUACUUUUGCUGAUAAUUCUGCAGCAAAACAGCUUGCCCGCAAUACAGUCACUCAGGUUCUCUCCAGAUUCACCAAUCAACAGGGGCCUAUCAAACCAGUCUCCCCUAACAGUUCACCUUUUGGCACAGACUACCGAAAUCUCGCCAAUGCUAUGAGCCCCAAAAGUGAAACUAGCCCAGGUAAGGUCUCCGGUCCUUUAAGUCCCCUUUCACCUGGAAUUAAAUCACCCACUAUACCCAGAGCAGAAAGAGGAAAUCCUCCACCAAUUCCUCCAAAGAAACCUGGUCUGGCUCCUUCUCCAGUAACUGCCACGCCACCAGUGAAAACUUCAAAUCAGGCAUCUCUGGGUUCUCCUAUGGACAUGGCAACUAGUUGUUCAAGCAACGCUGUUGUAGCCAAUGGGAAAGAUAUUGAGAUUUUACUGCCAACCAAUAGCUAGUCUUAAAAAGAGUAAUAUUCCAGGUGUUUGCAAUUCCUAGAGCUGAAACUCAGUCUUAUUCACUCCAUGUUAUUUAUUUAUGUACUAACAGAAUCUUCUUGUAUUACACAUUUGUUUCUUUGUUUUAUACAGUGUAGAAAAUAAUACAACUUGUACAAUUUUUUGAACGCUCAGAGCCUCAAGGCAUCUCAUGGCAGCAGGGAAAUCAAACAAAAAGAGAAGCAGUUGUUCUGUUCCGGGAGCUGACCUAUGGACUAUGACAACAGAAUACUCAUUUUUAAAUUAUGCAGAAAAACACUCCAUGCAAACUUCUAUUCCUUUUCUAAGAAGUGCCUGAGCUAAAGCCUGCAGAUAUGAAUGUGAUUCUCUGUGAUACCAGUAGGCAUUAUCCAACUGUGGAAAAUAACAAUUUCUGAAUCAUGAAUGUUUGAAAUCAAUAUGGUUCUUAACCCUUUCCAAUAUAUUUAUUGGUAAUGUGUUAUGAAAUGUCCCAAAGGUGAACAUUAAACUGGUUUUCUCUGUUAUGAACAAAAUAAUAAUAAUGUAGCUGUUGUCAGAUGCACUUUGGCCUUGUUGCUAAAUUGUAUGCAACCCGUGUUUUUCCUAUGAUACAAACUUUGAAAAGAGUUGUUGGCUUUAAGCAACCAAGUUACCAGUCUUUACAAAAUAUUGUCCACUCCUUACAAGUUUCUCUCCAUAGAGCAAAAUAAGUAAAACUUUAAUAAGCAUUCUACUGUUGUGUGUAGAACUUCUGAGAGUAGGGCCUUUGCUGUUCCUUGAGAAAAAAAAUUAAAUACUACUUGAAAUCAGAAAAGACUAAUCAGGAUUUUCAGAUGUUUAUAUAUAAAAAAGGUGGGAUCAGUACUAAAAGAUCCAAAGCAAUAAGUAAAGAAUUGCUUAAUAUCAUUGUAAUUCAGGCAGGCAUAGGUCUCGCUAGAUAAGUUUUAUUGUCUUAGAGAAUUGCUCAUUUGGCAGCAAUAUGAAAACCAAAUUCUUAAGCUUUCAAAGAUGCAGUUUGUAUAGAGAGCUGUAUACAUAACUAGACACAACAUUUUUAAUCUUAAUAGUGAUCACAUUGACAUUAUUUAUACCUCAGAUCACUUGUACAAUUACUUUUAAGGCUUUAUGUAUUUGAGAAAGUCCAUUUUCCUAAGAAAAAUAAUAAACUGGGACCAAUAUAAGACUCAACAAGCAGUUUUCUUUGUAAUAAAUCUUCAGUAAUGCAAACUUUAGGGCAAACGUUUAUGCCUUGAUCAUGUCAGUGGGGCCAAUAUACUUAUAUAGCUGUUCAUGUUUGAAAUUGUUUCAGGAGUAUUUCAUUACUGGGAUAAUUCAGAUCAAGGUUAAUGAUAAACUAGGUGUCUUUAAUUUGACCUUAGGAAAAAUAUGUGAAUGCCUCAACAAACUCAGUGUGCACUAAUAAUAAGAAUCACAACAUAAUCUUUUGAAACUAUUGCAACUUGCUGCUUUGACAUUCAGUGAUCUGGUUUGGGAAACUCUUGAGUUGUGGGUGGUAUUGUGAAAUUUAGGAGCAAAUAUCUGGGUUUAGAUGGUGCUGGUUUUUUCAGGGCUUUUAAAACAAAUAAGGGCUGAAAUUGGUGCAUACUUCUUUUCCGGUCAUUGUCUCAUAUAUUUUGCCUUUUAAAAACAAAAAUAAGCCAAAAAAAUCUAGCCUCCAUCAAUUAUAAGUGCCACACAUCCAUUUGCCACCACAAAAUUGCCCAUUCCUGCAUCAGACCAAAGUUCUUCAUUACAAUUUUUUUUAAAAGCAUUACUUCAGGAUGCCGCUAUAUAGGAUAUAGACAUUGUUCUCCCCCCCACUUUUUUUUUUAAAAAAAUGGGAUUUCUAGAUUAUUGUAUUUUAACAGUGUCAAAUAUUUCUGAGGUUGCAUUAUAUUCCACAAUAUAUUGAUACAGGAAAUCAUACAAACCUAAUGCUAUCCUUCAUAUAUUAUGGUCUAUAUAAUUUUUUCUCUAGGUGUUUGGAUAUCGAUGCAUAGGAAACAACCCUGAUAAGCACAUAAACAAUUCAGUUUUAUAAUGCAACCAUUAUGGGGAAGGCUAUAAAACUGAACUCAAGUGUUUUGAUGGAAUUGUGUCUUACCUUAAAAGAGGUUAUUGUAGCAGCUCUUAAAAUAUUUCUAUAUGUUUACUAACUUGUAUCCUUUCUUUAUAACAUGACACUAUAGAGAUUUAUACACAGCAAUGAAUUUCAUUAGGAAAUGCACUGAGUACUAUAGUCCACAGAAAUAUUGGGGACAGUGUAGAAGGAAAUGUAUUUUGUUGCUAAUAGCCAAUAUCCUGAGAUUAAGCACAACUUAAUCCUCUAAGAUUUUGAGGGUUAAUAUUUCAGUUUUCUGUAUAGUUAAAAUAUGGAAUUGAAAUGUUUAAUAUUCUAUUGAUUGUGUAUUGAGAAGUGUCAUGGACUAAUUAGAUUUUAAUGAAGUUAAAACUGUAUAACCUAGUAUUAAUUGUUCAUUAACAUCUGUAUAUUUGUAAAGUCAAAUGUAUGAAACAGAAGUCUUUUUAUCAUUUUUAUAGAUGGCAGCAUUAAACAUGUUAAAUGUUCGUACUAUCAAUAAAGGGUUUUAUUUUUCUGCGGAGUGUUAUAUGCUAUAGUAUAGUUUAAAAGUCAAGUGGUUUGUGUUAACUAAUAGUAUGUAAACAUUUCACUGACAGCUGUGCCUAAAAUCAAUAAUUCAGGAAAAUACAUAAAUACAUCCAUUAAUUGGCAUUAUAAAGACAAUGGUUUUUAAAAGAAAUUAGGACUACAGAUUUAGUGCUGAUGAUGAUAUUUAAUGAUACUGAGAAAGGUCACCAUUUAAAACAUUGUUUUUAAGGGCUUUAUCAAUGGUCAGCUAUUCUAGGGCUUAUCAGUCUUUAUUACAGAACAAUAUUUUAACUGUUAAUAUGAUACCUAUCUUAACACUAUUGGGUUAAGAUCACAACCAUUCAUUUUUGCUCCAUUUUGUGAUUAAUAUAAGCUUUUCCCCUACAAUA